AUGAGUCUCCGCCUCGGCGCCGACAAACUGAAAGACUCGGCCGCCUCUAAUCUCUGCGACACUCUUCUCGACCUGAGCCCCGAUCUACAGGCUGCUCCCGACUUCCUGUCUCUUGCCGGCGUAACGACAGCUAGAGGAAGUCGAAGGAGAGUUACAUUAAACGUAACACAUGAUGUAGCGAAUGGCGGGGAGCGAUGUCGGUUGUUGUUCGUCUCGAACUGGAAUAUUACUCGACUCGGAAACAAUGGAAAUAUUCUGCGAAGAGCUCAUAUUCUAACUCGCGCUACGCCGCUGCCUAGUCCAAGAGCCGGAUACGCCGCGGAGUGGCAAUGA
This is a messenger RNA of Leptosia nina, 333 nucleotides long. Lineage: Eukaryota; Metazoa; Arthropoda; Insecta; Lepidoptera; Pieridae. The record is from the annotation of a GenBank genome assembly.